Messenger RNA from Plutella xylostella (diamondback moth), 562 nucleotides. It is a transcript of the gene apn, whose product is annotated as apnoia. Lineage: Eukaryota; Metazoa; Arthropoda; Insecta; Lepidoptera; Plutellidae. The record is from RefSeq and is a predicted model, not a curated record.
ACCAGCCCAUCAGUCAUAUCCUGGCAGGCGACACGGUGGAUCGUAAUUAAAAAAUAAUAAAUUCGAUUUUUAAUUUAAAAAUGUGUAAUUUGGUGUUUACAGUGCUGUAUGUGGCCGCGUUUGUGGCGCUGGUGAAGUGUGGCAGUGUCGAGAGCAGGGAUUUUGGAAGCGAUGAGUCGAGCGUUGCCGUCGUCGGCCGUACGUUCGGGCACAACGCGCUCAAGCGGCUCUCCUUCAUCUUCCUGCCGGUGAUGUUCACUCUGGGGGUCAUCUCCACGCUCCUCAUGGCGCUGGCCGUCAUCUCCGUGAAGAACCUGGCCAUCGGGGUCAUGCUGCUCAUUGUGGCCGUCAGCCAGGCAGUAUCCAGGCUGUUCGCCGUAGCGCCGGCGCCAGCGCCCCUGGUGUUCCACCCCCGUGCCGAGUUCCUGCCAGCCCCAGCCGUGGCGGCGCCCUGGCCGGCCCCGGGCCCGCUGCUCUCCCCGUGGGGCAGGUCCGACAACGACGCCGUCAUCACCGACUAAGGCCGAGUUUCACCAUACUCUGUUACAUUAAAACAAGGGAU